UUGCAGCUGCACUUGUUUAAUCCUAAAAUUUUGGUUAAAGUGGAGUUAAAUCAUAGAUCCCAAGUUGUAUUUUGCACAAAUUUGAUCGGAUAAUCCUGCAGCAAUGGAUGAUGGAGACUUUGAUCAUGACGACGUCGGAGGAGACGAAUUCGACGAUGUUGAAGAGGAUGAUAACAUUGAUGAGCUGAAUCAGGAGGAAGAUGGAGAUAACAUCGAGCUGAUAACGCACGGCCAAGCAGGAGGGGGUGUCCCUAAAUCGAAACGGAUUACUUCUAAAUACAUGACCAAGUACGAAAGGGCUCGUGUUCUGGGGACCCGUGCACUGCAGAUUGCAAUGUGCGCUCCAAUUAUGGUGGAACUGGAAGGAGAAACCGAUCCCCUGCAGAUUGCGAUGAAGGAAUUGAAACAGCGAAAGAUUCCCAUCAUUAUUCGCCGGUUCCUGCCGGAUUCUUCGUAUGAAGAUUGGAGCAUUGACGAGUUGAUUAUUAUCGACCAUUAAGAAGUUCAAAAUAUGGAUGUGUUAAUGUAUGAUUUUAUAUUUAAGAAAUAUAGUUAAG
Molecule: messenger RNA, 557 nt
Organism: Ochlerotatus camptorhynchus
Lineage: Eukaryota; Metazoa; Arthropoda; Insecta; Diptera; Culicidae
Gene: RpII18
Product: RNA polymerase II subunit RpII18
Exons: 2
Coding region: 104-499 (131 amino acids)
Biological process (GO): tRNA transcription by RNA polymerase III; transcription by RNA polymerase II; transcription by RNA polymerase I
Cellular component (GO): nucleus; RNA polymerase I complex; RNA polymerase III complex
Molecular function (GO): DNA binding
Source: RefSeq, a predicted model, not a curated record